GUCUGCAGCCAUACACUAAUUACAGCUUCAUGCUCACUGCGUGCACAUCUGCUGGGUGUUGUUCUAGCCAAGCACUUUCAGGUCAAACUUUACAAGCUGCUCCUCAUGGGGUAUGGCCAAAACCUCAUCAUAUCAUAGUCAGAUCAACAGAAGUGGAAAUCUACUGGAGUGAACCAAAGCGACCCAAUGGGCUCAUUACUCAGUAUCGAUUAUUUCGUGAUGGAGAACAGAUUUUUCUGGGUGACAGUAAAGACCUGAAUUUCACAGAUGUUAACCUGCAGCCCAACAGUAGAUAUGUUUACCAGCUGGAAGCCAGCACUUGGGGCGGCAGCAACACUAGUGAUAAAUAUGUUAUACAAACACCAGUAGAAACACCAGAGAAAAUCCAUGUCCCAUAUAAUGCCACAGUAAUUGAUGCAUAUUCUAUAUAUCUAGCUUGGGCUGUGCCAGGGAUAUUCAUUGUUAAUGUGCCUCUGGAAUACAACAUCUUACUAAAUGCGAGCAGUCCUGAUCUACUGGUGAAGCCAGUAGGACGUGCACAGUUUGCUUUUGUCAGUGGCCUAGAUCCCUACACCCUGUAUGAGAUAAGAAUACAAGCAUGCCAGAAUGGUGGGUGUGGAGUGGGUGGUCAAACAUACGCAAGAACUGCUGAAGCACCUCCUGAGGAAUUGAGUCCACCUAUUGUUAAAGCAAAGGGAUCUGCACUCGUAGAAGUGAAAUGGGCACCACCUAAGAAACCAAACGGCAUCAUUACUAACUACUUUAUUCACAGACGUCCUGUAGGAAGUCAAGAAGAGCUACUUCUGUUCAUCUGGGCUGAAGGACCUUUGGAAUUUAUUGAUGCGUCUGAUGCUUUACAGCCUUUUACUCUCUAUGAGUAUCGUGCCAGAGCUCAGAACGCUGUGGGGUCAGUGGACAGCCUGUGGGCUUCAGCCCAAACUCUGGAGGCUUCCCCGUGGGGCAUGGGAGCCCCUUGGGCACAAGCAACAGGUGCAUACUCAGUGCGGCUGAACUGGACCCAGCCUGUCUCUCCCAAUGGAGUUAUAUCUCUGUACCGAGUUGUCUACCAAGAAAAACGCAGCGAUCCAACAUUUAACACCCCAGCUGUUACAGCACUCACCGUAAGGGGAACAAAGCAUCAGGCUCAUUUAUUUGGAUUGAAACCUUUCACAACAUAUCAUAUUCACGUCGUAGCAGUAAACAAUGCUGGGCAGGUCUCAAGCCCCUGGACAUCUGUGCACACGUUGGAAGCUUCACCCAGUGGCCUGAGCAACUUCACUGUGGAAAAGAAAGAAAAUGGCAGAGCUUUGCUGCUAAAAUGGUCAGAGCCCUCCCAGCCCAACGGCGUGAUUAAGACCUACAACAUUUUCAGUGAUGACAACCUGGAGUACAGUGGUUUAUCUCGCCAGUUCCUCUUCAGGCGCCUGGAGCCCUACACCCUCUAUACCCUCGUACUGGAGGCUUGCAACGCAGCAGGCUGCACUCGCUCUCCCCCCCAGCCCGUCCAAACAGAUGAAGCACCCCCAGUGUCUCAGAUGGCACCUGUAAUCCAGGCAGUGAACGCCACCAACGUCGAACUAAGUUGGUUGCAGCCAAUUAAUCCAAAUGGAAAAAUAAUUCGCUAUGAAGUUGUUCACAGGCGCACAAAAGAAAAUGCUGCAGGGUACAGAGCAACAACAGAAGAUGAGGAAAUUGUUUUCACAGAAUAUAACACUGAAAGUAAUACAUUCCUAUAUAAUGAUAAAGGUUUACAGCCGUGGACAAGGUAUGAAUAUAAAAUACGCACCUGGAAUGCAGCAGGUUACACUGACAGCUCCUGGACAGUGGCAAAGACAAGUCAAACUGCCCCAAAAGGUCUCGCCGUUCCCAGGUUGUCCUUGGUGUCAGUCAACCCCCGCAAAGUGCUCAUCUCGUGGGCCUCCCCGACACAGCCCAACGGUAUUCUUCAGUCCUACAGGCUGCUGAAGAACGACGUUCUCUAUCCUUUCAGCUUCGACGCUGCUACCUUCAACUACACGGACGAGGACUUACUGCCCUACUCAGUCUACAGUUACGCGAUAGUUGCCUGUACGAUGGGAGGCUGCUCUACCAGUGAGCCAGCUGCAAUACGGACGCUGGAAGCAGCUCCUGCCUUCGUGGACCCUCCAGCUCUGCAAGCUGUCAGUGCUACUCAAAUUAAUGCAUCCUGGGCACCUCCCCAAAUACAAAAUGGAGAUAUCACCAAGUACAUAUUAAAACUAAACAAUAAAGAGUAUUAUCCUGGCAAAAGUUUGCAAAUGUUGGUUUCUAAUCUACAGCCUUACACGCAGUAUGAUUUUGCAUUGGUUGCCUGUACUGCAGGGGGCUGCACAUCUAGCCUGUCCCAGUCAGUGAUGACUAUGGAGGCUCCACCACUAACCAUGGAAGCUCCCAGGCUGCUUGUCAUGGGCUCGGAAUCGAUUGAAAUAACAUGGAAACUUCCAGCUAACCCAAAUGGUAAAAUCACAAGCUAUGAGCUAAGGAGGGAUGGUGUACUUGUAUACUCAGGUCUGGAAACUCGGUAUCUGGAUUUCAACCUAAUGCCAGGCAUGGAGUACAGCUACAUUGUCACUGCAAAUAACAGCCAAGGGAGUGUGACCAGCCCAUCAGCUCAGAUAAAAACCAACCCCUCUGCUCCAUCUGGGAUGUUGCCUCCUAGGUUGCAGGCAUGGUCCUCAAGGGAGAUUUUGGUGGCCUGGGAUCCUCCUAUCAAAGUAAACGGUGACAUUAGAAAUUACACAAUCUCAAUCCACAAGCCUGCUGAAACAGGAAAGAAAACUGUUGACUUUGAUGCAUCUCAUGUUUCGUUUCUGAGACGGUCAUACAUAGUGGCAGAGCUACAACCCUACACUAGGUAUGAAGUACAGCUCCAAGCUUGCACAGAGCUGGGUUGUGCCUCCAGCGAGUGGGCAUCGGUGCAGACGCUGGAGGCCCCCCCAGCAGCACAGCCUGCCCCCCUCAUAGAGGUACAGACAACAGCUGGGGGGUUCCAGUUGGCUUCUUCCAUCCUGUGGACUGGCCCACAGCAGCCAAAUGGGAAGAUCUUGUACUAUGAACUUUAUAGAAGGCGAACGACCCAAGCCCAUAUAAAUUUAGACCUCAUGCUUGUUUACAAUGGUUCUUCAACCGCCUUCAAAGAUGACAAGUUGCUGCCUUACACAGAAUAUGAAUAUCAGGUGUGGUCAGUAAACUCAGCGGGGCGGACACCGAGCGGCUGGUCUCGCUGCCGGACGGGCCCUGCCCCUCCCGAAGGCCUGGGAGCUCCCCUCUUCGACAUGGUGGCCUCCACAGUGGCCGUGGUGAACAUCAGCCCCCCUCUUAAGCCGAACGGGGUGGUCAGUAUCUACAGGCUGUUUUCUAAUGAUACCAGAGGGACUGAUGUGGUGCUGUCAGAAGGAACUGCCACCCAGCAGACAAUACAUGGGCUAAAGCCUUUUACCACAUACUCCAUUGGUGUGGAGGCCUGCACUUGUUUCAACUGUUGCAGCAAAGGACCCAUGGCCCAAAUCACGACGCAGCCAGCCCCUCCCUCAGAGCAGCCCCCUCCGCAGAUCCGCACCGUGACCUCCAGGAACGCCUCUUUCCAGUGGAGUGCCCCUCAGUCACCCAAUGGCAUUGUCACCAGCUAUGAGCUCCAUGUGUAUAUGGCUUGUCCCCUGAACCUACAGCCAGCAGUGAAGGCUUGCAGUCCUGGCCCAACUGAGGUGAAGUAUACAGGAAAAGGACAGAGUGCCAAUGUGUCCAACCUGGAGCCUUACACCACCUACAACCUGCGAGUUGUAUCUUACAACUCUGUUGGCAGCAGCGCCUCAGAGUGGAUUGGUUUCACUACAGAGAAGGAGCCACCUCGGUACAUGAUUCCCUUUUCCAUCGUGAGCAAUUUCUCUACCAUCCACAUAGACUGGAGUCGCACUUUUGUGCUGAACGGACGCCUCAAGGAGUACGCGCUGACCGAGAGCGGGCAGCGCAUCUACAGUGGCUUUGACACGGAGCUGUAUUUACCAAGGACGUCUGACAAAACCUUUUUGUUUCAAGUGACCUGCAUCACCGAUGAAGGGAGUGCCAUGACACCAGUCAUCAAGUACAGCGCUGGAGAUGGAGUUGGUCUGAUCUUGACAACACCUGGAGAGAAGGACAAAGCAGAGUCCAAACGUGCAAAAUUCUACAACGAGUUGUGGUUUGCAGUGUUGAUGGUAGUUCUAGGUUUGAUCCUCUUGGCUAUUCUUCUCUCCUUAAUUCUUCAAAGGAAAGUCCACAAGCAACCGUAUGCACGAGACAGACCUCCUUUAGUUCCACUCCAGAAAAGAACAUCACCAAUGAGUGUAUACUCAUCAGGUGAAACCCACCCGUUUGAGACCAUUGCUGACACAUCUGAUUCAUCAAGCAGUGUCACCCUCAAAAGUUACACAAUGCACUUUGAGGGGCUGGCAGAUACGAAAAUUCCAGGAGCUGGUUCUCCCACGAGCAGCCGCAGUGUCCAUAUGGUAUCUGGGACAAGGAGACCAAGUCAGAGCCAGCUAAAUCGCACCUAUUCCCAAAACUCUCUUCAUCGUAGUGUCAGCCAGCUGCUUGACCUCUAUGACAAAAAGUCUCUUACUGACGAGCCACCUUGGGAUGCCAUUAUUCGCAACCAUCGUGCUACUGGUCGUGGCUUGUAUGUAGAUGAAGAGGAUCUUGUCAACGUCAUCAAAGGCUUCAGCACAGUCACCAAGGAGCACACUACGUUCACAGACACCCACCUCUGA
Molecule: messenger RNA, 4763 nt
Organism: Merops nubicus (carmine bee-eater)
Lineage: Eukaryota; Metazoa; Chordata; Aves; Coraciiformes; Meropidae
Gene: USH2A
Product: Usher syndrome 2A (autosomal recessive, mild)
Exons: 18
Molecular function (GO): protein binding
Source: RefSeq, a predicted model, not a curated record